AAGCAAUGCUUUCAAGACAAGAAAACUGAAGUUUUAAAAAAGUCAAUAAAAUCAAAAUUUUCCAAAGGGGUUAGUCCAUCCUUUUUUUAAUUUUGGGCAAAUUAAGCCAGAAAAAAAAUCAUAUUUUGAUAUUGUGGAGAGAAAAGAAUGCUUUUUAGACCAGAAGAAAGAUAUUUUUGAAAAGCCCAAGAAAUCGAAUCAUGCUUUGUGUCAAAAAAGCCAAUUUUUUUUUCAUGCGUAGUUUUUGGACAAACCAACCCAGAAAAGACUUUUUUUGAUAUUCUGGAUAGAAAAGAACGUGUUUAGACCAGAAAUGUGAUGUUUUAAAAAAGCCCAAAAUUUUCCAAAGGGGUUAGUGCAUGGUUUUUGUGAAAAAAUCGAAUGUUUUCUCAUAGGUAUUUAUUAGGCAAAUUAAGCAAGAAAAGACGGUUUUUUGAUAUUCUGGAUAGAUAAGAAUGCUGUUUAGACAUUAAAAGUGAAGUUUUAGAAAAGUCAGAAAAAUCAACAUUUUCCAAAGGGGUUAGUCCAUGGUUUCUGUGAAAAAACCGAAUGUUUUCUCAUAGGUAUUUAUUAGGCAAAUUAAGCAAGAUAAGAUGGUUUUUCGAUAUUCUGGAUAAAAAAGAAUGCUUUUUAGACCAGAAAAGGGAAUUUUUAAAAAAGUCCAAAAAAUCGAAAUUUCCCAAAUAGAUUAUACUUUUUAUCCAAAAAUUGAAUAUUUUCUCAUGGGUAUUUUUUUGGAAAAAUUAAGCCAGAAAAGAUUGUUUUUUGAGAUUCUGGAUAGGAGAGAAUGCUUUUUAAGCCAGAACAGUGCAGUUUUAAAAAGGAAAAAAAUGGAAAUUUUCGAUAGCUGUUAUUCCAUGGUUUUUGUUAAAGAAUCGAACAUUUUCUUAUGGGUAUUUUUUGUGCAAGUUAACCCAGAAAAGAUUGUUUUUUGAUGUUCUUGAUAGAAAAAAUGCUCUUUAGGCCAGAAGAGUGUAGUUUUAAAAAAGUCUAAAACAUCGACAUUUUCCAAAGUGGUUUGUCUAUGGUCGUUUUUAAAAAAUCGAAUAUUUUCUUAUCGAUAUAUUUUGGAUAAAUGAGCGAGAAAACAUUGUUUUAAGUUCUGGAUAGAAAGGAAUUCUUUUUAGACCAGAAAAAUGAUGUUUUGAAAAAGUCCAAAAAAUCGAGAUUUUCCAAAGGGGUUAGUCCAUGAUUUUUGUAAAAAAGUUCGAACUUGUCUCAUUUGUGCUUUUUCCGCACAUCAAGCCAGAAAAGAUCGUUGUAUGGUAUUCUGGAUAAGAAAGCUUUUUAGACCAGAAAAGUGAAGUUUAAAAGAACGGAAGGGGAUGGAGAUUUUCUAAAGGGGUUAGUCUAGGGUUUCUGUCAAAAAAUCGAACUUUUUCUUAUCUUUGUUUUUGAGAGAAAUCAAGCCAGAAAAAUCGUUUUUUUAUAUAUUGCACAGAAAAGGAUGUUUUUCAGACGAGAAAAGUAAAGUUAUAAAUAAGUCCAAAAAAUCGAAAUUGUCCAAAACGGUUAGUCCAUGGUUUUUGAUCUGUGUUUGUUUGGCAAAUCGCGGCAGAAAAGAUCGUUGUUUUGAUAUUCUGGAUAAAAAAAAUGCUUUUGAGAUAGGAAAAGUGACGUUUUGAAAAAGUCUAACAAAAUCGAAACUUUCCAAAGUGGCUAGUCCAUGGUUUCUGUCAAAAUUUUGAAAUUACUUCACUUUUCUUUUUAGGGCAAAUAGGCUAAGUAAAAGUGCUCGGUUUCGUUUUAGAUAGAAAAGAAGCCUUUUUUGGAAUACAAAAACAUUAACUCAAAAGUCGAAAUAUUGUUAUUUUUUUCAAAGGUGUUAGUCCAUGGUUUUGGUCAAAAGCUUUAAGUUUUCUUCCUUGUUUUAGGCUAAAUAGGCUUAGAAAAAGUUUUCGGUAAUGUUGUACAUAGAAUCUAGCCUUUUUUGACUUUUCAAAGUCAAAUUUUUUAAUUGAUAUAUUUAAAAAUAUAUCAAUUGAAAAAAUUUGAAAAAUUGGCACUUUUUUUAAAGGGUAUAGUCGAUGGUUUUGCUCAAAAUUUUUGAAAUUUCUUUAUUUUUUCUUUUUAGACCAAACGGGACAGGAAAAUGUGUUUGUCGGCAUUUUUGGAUUUGGGUUACACAAUGAUUUUGGGUCAAAAUGUUUACUUUAAGUAGAAAUAUACAAGAAAUUAUGUUAAGCUUUGUUUUAGGUAGACCUUGAAAUAGGGCUUCUAGAUCAGUUUUAAGGAGUUUGAUGUUAGCAGGUAUCUUAAUUUUUUGGGAUUUUUUCCAAAGGUGUUUAGCCUAUGGUGUUGGUUCUAAAUGUCAACCAUUUAUCUAGGUUUGUUUAUGGUCAAAUCAAGAAAAGUCAAGAAAAAUGCUUUUAAAGUAGUAGUGAGCUUUUGUUACCCCUAUUCCUUUCAUUGGAAAUCGUAAUGGAAUAAUAAUGGCAGGUGAAAUAAUAAACACUUAACGACUUCUCCCAAGGGAAACAGUCAAUUUUGUUUCCCGAGAAUCUCAAUGCUUCCCUAGGGAAACAAAAUUAACUGUUUCCCGAGGGACCAGUUUUAAAGUGAUUUGUUAGAAAAACUUUUUCGUGUAGAAAUUUAUGAAAAUAAAUCUCUCAAGCGGUCAACAUUCGCCGGUAACAGUGCAAUGUUACCCUCUCACGUCAUUGAAUUUGCAAUGUAGCCCGCUCAAAGAUUUUGGUGGGAAAUAGUUUCAUAGUUAGAUGUGAUCUGAACUCAAAGUAACCAAUGAGAGCGCGCGCUGUCGGGAAAAAAAUUCUAGCUAUAUAACAAAAUGUAAUAAUAAACAAUGCGUAUUGUUCAAUGAUCAGCUGGGAUAAGGUACAAUUAUCGAAUAGGCGUAAUUAGCUGAUACUUAGCUGAUGAUAAGGUAAAGAUCAGUUAUAAUAAGGUGGUGAUUAUGUUAUGAUUGGUUAAAAAGGUGAUUUCUAGGUUUGACACGGUAAAGGUUAGUUAUGAAUUGGUGAAGUGAUGACUUCACGAAAACAAAUUUUGUGAAGUUACGUGAUUUAUUGGCAUAUCCAGAAGGAGCAAUAUGAAAAAAGCGCCGUUGCAAAAAGUAAGACUUUUUCGGUGGAUAGAUAAAAGCACUGUUAUGCUCUGAUGACUCUAUACAAAUCUUUCAGUUUAAAACUGGCUUGGAUCGUAACGUUUACGAUCUAGGCCUGCUAACCAAUCACAUAAUUUUUACAAUUAAUUUGAACUUUUGUGACGUCACAUGUCUUCUCUCUUUAAGGUAGUACAAGGUUCAGAUUUGGGUUGAUUAGGGGUAUAUUUGUAUGAAUAGAAGGUUAGGUAUGUUUCGGGUGAUGAUUAUAAUUCAUUAAUGAUUGAGUAAAAAUGGGUUUAUUGUUAGGUAAAUUUUAGUGGAAAUUUCAGACACAAAACACGCUUACCUCUUUUUUAAGAAGUAAGAUGCCGCCAACUAAAAUCGAAGUCCUCGUGACAUCGCCUAACACCAUUUCCUGCCUUCCUUUGACCAAAAAUAAAGAGAGAAGAUAUUUCAGUUUUUAGUCGGAAAUCACAAGGUACCGCCUUCGGAAAAUGUAAGAUGGUCGCCAAAAAAAAAUGGACGUCUUGGUAUGUGGACUAAGUGCCCUCUUGAUCGCUUAAAAACACUACCAUGAAUCAUUGAUCGGUUCUAGGUCACAGUAUUCAAUUAGGCAGUAAUAAUAAUUGUUCGGACCUCGCUUGAGGGGGCAAAAUACGCAAGAUGGUCAGGUUUGUAGACCAAAUCAUCACUUUAAAAAGACGUAAAUAAACAAACCUUAUCAAUUGCGAUUAUAUCACUAAAAGAUAUUUGAAAUUUCAUGGCAAAAUAUUUGACUACCCGCUUUGGAAAAAUAAAAGAUGCCCGUAAGCCAAUUCUCGUUAUGUGGUCUACAUCACCAAACAUUGCCAAGGUAUCAUUUCCACAUCGUGAUUCAAUGUUAACAUCCGCAACCUCGACAUCGGCGAAGUGAAACUCGAAGAUGCAAGCAUUUAGGCUUAGUGUUACAAGGGUACUGUGAGCUAGAAAUGAUGCGUUAUAGCGGAGCUCUCGUGCGCGACGCGCGCCAGCGGAACACCACGGGUAAGAAAAUUUGGUAAACUAUCCAUCCUAGAAAAUUUGGUUUUGACGUAGCGUACGAACGACCGUCCAUACAGUCACUACAUGUAAGCCGAUGCCAAAUGUCAGGUUAUUUUGGCAGGAAAGCGUAUGGCCACCCGCGUCUUGUGAAGCAAACACAAUAAAGAGUCAAUAAAGACGAAAACGGAAAGCGGAAAAUGUUUCUGUAUCCGUGUUUUUUUUUAAGUAUUAAGCUUAGAUUAAUUGCCAUGUCCACAAAUUUGGAAUAUAGAGAAAGAGAAAGAAAAAGAAAAAAAAGUAGAACGACAGACCAGCGAAGCUAACGAGAAAAAGAGCUUGAGCGAGAGGGGAAAAACAAAAGGAGACAUUUUCUGUUGGAGGAACAAAAUGAAAUUUUGUAGAGGCGGGAUGCUAGCGGCCACCAGGGUGAAAAUGAGCGUUUCUUGAAGUUUCACGUAACAGUCGUGCAAAACAACGGAAAGAAAUGAACAAAAAAAGUGUGCUGCACGUGCAAAGUUGCUUUUUUGCUAAUUAGACCUAUUGUUUUUUUUUACCGAUCUCGUUGCCUUCGCCGCUGAGCAUUAUACGAUUUUAUAUUUUGUUUGAGCAAACUAUAGAAAUUAUCAAGAGCUUCGCUUUUAGCCCUGGCUAAAUCAAUAUAUUAUGUUACUAUAACAGCUGUCUUGCUCGUCACGGAGAAUAUUUUGCCUUCUCGUCAUCUUGUUGAGCAGCGAAUGAGGGACUCUACCAUACCACAUGACCAAAGAGGUGGUAAAAAUAUGAAUAUUGGAAAUAUAGAGUAUGACAUUAGAGAGCUUUAGAGUCAAACCAACGCCCAAAUCAAAGUCAUUAUGGCGGACAAAUGUGGUAGCCAUCGUCAUUCUACUACGAGUUUAAGCGAGAAUGUCGUAGUGGCAAAAACAAGUUAUAUCAAUUAGCGAUCGGGAAAGGGCUUUACCUCGUUCAACGGAGAUAAACUAACGGUUGUGGUGAAAAAAAAGUAAGAUAAAGCUUUCCAGGGUGUCCUUGUUUCGAGAAUAGGCGAUAAAACUUAAAACUAAGUGUAGUCCUCGUGGUCGUCCUAGUCCUGAAAUCCAGAGCUGUCUAUUCACCAACACGGACGAUUUAUUGAGUACUGUGUUAUGGCACAAAUAUUUUGAGUAGAGUAGUGAAUGUUGUAGUUUUUAAAAAAUAACAAAAAGCAAGACAUGUUAAAAUUUAUUUAUAGAUAAAUAACUUUCCUCCUUGAAAUAAAAACACCCUUUUUACUCUUAAGCAGCGCUUUGUAACCUUUCCAUGAGUCCGUUCGGGGUCUCUUUAAGGUCGAUCAUAGCGUCUAUGGACGAGGUAGAAAAGGGGAAAAUGAAUGCAGCAACAAGUGAUAGUUUGUACCCCGUUUUAUUCGUGGAUAAAUAAAACUCGUGCUUAAAGUUGCGAGAACCGUUUUGCAAUAGAAGCAAGUUUUACUAAAAAAAUCAGCAUUGAAAACGAUACAAAAAGGGUAGGUCAUACAAAACAUGGACAGGAAUUUACGUGCAGGUUAUGGUAGCAUAAUAAAUAGGUCACCAGGGAGUGCUCGUUCACAUGGCGGAGUCCUGUAAAUUAAGAAAAAAUAUAUUAAAAGUACUUUUAUUUAUAAACUACAUAACAGAAUAGUGUAUGGCGGUGAAGCAAUACACCAUGUAUGAUAUUGGUGACGGCAGUGGUGAAAGUCUUCACGUGACAACACUGUUGUUGGUAGUGGUGGUAGCAAUAGGAAAGUAGUAGUAAUAAUGGUAAUGGUAGUGACACUAGUAGUAUUGUUAAUAGGGAUUGCAAGGGUAGUGGUGGUGGCCACUGAGGUGGAAUUAGGGGUGAUAGUGGCAAUAUUGGUGGUAGUGAUGGUGGGAGAAGUAGUACUGGUGAUAGUGCUGGUAGUGUGCGAUAGCACGGAUGAUAGUGGUAGCGGCCACGUUCACACUGGAAAUAAUGGUAGUGUAGCAGUGGUAGUGAUAGCGACAGUGGUGAUAUUGGUGGUGGUGUUCACUAACACUAGUGAUAGUUGCAAUGGUUGCGGUACUGGUAUUAGUAACGGUCACACUGCAACUAAUAGUAGUGGCAGAAGUGGUGGUGGUAUAAAUGAUAGUGGUGAUAAUUGUGGUGGUGUUCACUCACGCUAG
Messenger RNA from Porites evermanni, 6243 nucleotides. The record is from the annotation of a GenBank genome assembly. NCBI's taxonomy places the organism in Eukaryota, Metazoa, Cnidaria, Anthozoa, Scleractinia, Poritidae.